Pseudonaja textilis is the source of this 487-nucleotide messenger RNA. The record is from RefSeq and is a predicted model, not a curated record. Lineage: Eukaryota; Metazoa; Chordata; Lepidosauria; Squamata; Elapidae.
UUCAGUCUUUUAUACGAAGAAGCCAAGUAUUACCAGCUGCAGCCGAUGAUCAAAGAACUGGAGCGAUGGAAGCAGGAGAAAGAGCAACAGAAACAUUUCCAGCCCUGUGACUGCUUGGUGGUGAGAGUGACGCCGGAUCUUGGGGAGCGGAUCGCAUUGAGCGGGGAGAAGGCGCUGAUCGAGGAGAUCUUCCCAGAGACGGGGGAUGUGAUGUGCAACUCGGUGAAUGCUGGCUGGAACCAGGACCCCACCCACGUCAUCCGCUUUCCCUUGAACGGGUACUGCCGGCUGAAUUCGGUGCAGGUAUUGCUGCCCUUCCACCCUCCUCUUUUUUCUCGGCAGAAGAAUCCACUCCGCUUUUGUGUCCCUCCAUCCGGUGCCCAGCCGCGGGGGAUGCAGGAGGCUAUCGUGGCUGGAAACAGAGCCUGGACGAGUGAUGUCAAACUGGCCACGCCCACCCUGGCCAUGCCCCCUCCGCCCCCCAGAG